This is a messenger RNA of Argentina anserina (silverweed cinquefoil), 1998 nucleotides long. RefSeq lists its product as uncharacterized. NCBI's taxonomy places the organism in Eukaryota, Viridiplantae, Streptophyta, Magnoliopsida, Rosales, Rosaceae. The transcript has 5 exons. The coding region runs from base 66 to 1619 and encodes 517 amino acids. The record is from RefSeq and is a predicted model, not a curated record. Gene Ontology annotation, biological process: transport. Gene Ontology annotation, cellular component: membrane; Golgi apparatus.
UCCCUCUCAAUAAACCCAAAUAUCAAUCCCUCCAAAAAUCCAAACCACUGCUCCAGACCCCAGUUAUGGAUUUCACAUUCCACACAAGCACCAGAACCUUCUUCAGAUUCACCACCAACCACAUCCCCUUCCUCCUCCCCCUCCUCCUCUUCUCAUUCUUCUCCAAUCCCAAUCCCGCCGACGCCUCCAUCCAUAUCUACCACCGCGACCUCUUCCGCGAAGUCGGCAACUCUUUCCUCCUCUCCGGCGGCAGCGAAGGCAUCGCCGCCUCUCCCUCCUCCCGCUCUUACAUCCGAUUUGAGAAUAUCACGUUCUGGAGGACGGAAGCGGCGGCGGACAGGAAGCACAGCAAUGGGCUGGUCCAGGUCGUCAUUUUCGAAGCGGCCGAUCGGAAUAAUAUCGGCGGCUCUGCUUAUGGAGGGCAGAGAUCUAUAUGCUGCACCGCUGAUCUUGCGAAGAUGGAAGGUUGUAAGCAAGGUGAAGUGAUUAGGAGACCUUCUGCGGCAGAUGCUAAUUGGCCCAUUGUGUUGAAUGUGAAGUUUAGGAAGAAGAGUAUGUCUACUGCUAUGGAUUAUCAGGAGAUUUCCAUCACCAAGACUGGGAUGUAUAACUUGUUUUUCGUAGCGUGUGAUCCGAAGCUGAAGGAGUUGGUGAUGAGUGGGAAGACGGUGUGGAAAGGCCCUGAUGGUUAUCUGCCUGGUCGAAUGGCUCCAUUGAUGAAGUUUUACGUGUUCAUGGCGCUUGCUUAUGUGGUCAUUGGUGUCAUUUGGCUUGUUCAGUAUGUGAGGUUUAGGGAGGAUAUUCUGCAACUUCAGCAUUGCAUUACGGCUGUAAUUGUGCUUGGAUUGUUUGAGAUGGUGCUUUGGUAUUCCGACUAUGUCAAUUUUAACAACACAGGGAUGAGGCCUGUUUUCCUUACGACAUUGGUUGUGACUGUUGGAGCUGUGAGAAAAACAGUUUCCCGCCUACUUAUCCUCACUGUUUCUAUGGGCUAUGGUGUAGUGCGGCCUACUCUUGGGGGUCUUACCUCCAAGGUUCUUCUGCUUGGGGCAACUUUUUUUCUGGCCACAGAGUUGCUUAAUAUUACCGAGUAUGUUGGGACGAUUAAUGAUGUAUCAGGACGAGCGAGAUUGUUUCUAGUUCUUCCUGAUGCUUUCUUGGACGCAUUUUUAAUCUUGUGGAUUUUCACCUCUCUAGCAAAAACACUGGAACAUCUACAGACAAAGAGAAGCUCUGUCAAGUUGGAUAUGUACAGGAAAUUCUCAAAUGCAUUGGCAGUGACAGUCAUUGCCUCAGUUGCGUGGAUAGCUUAUGAGGUGUACUUCAAAGCCACAGAUCCCUUCAAUGAGAAGUGGCAUAGUGCUUGGAUCAUCACUGCUUUCUGGGAUAUUCUUUCAUUUGCAUUGCUCUGUGUGAUCUGCUACUUGUGGACACCAUCUCAGAACUCUCAACGGUAUGCAUACUCAGAGAAGGUAGGUGAAGAAUCUGAUGAUGAAGAAUGUCAGUCUCUAACGGGGGGCAAGCCGGAGGGUGAUAUCGGCUUAGUCAAUCAAGAAGCGAAGAGUGUUGAAAGCACUGGAGAUUCUGAUGAAGAGGACAUAGAAGAUAAGAAAGAAUGAUGAUUCAAUGACAUUACUCUUCCAUUGCUCACGAUCUUACUCUAUAUACGAAGCCCAUGGAGAAUGUGAUUGAAUGUCUGCCCCUUGAUUAACUUCUAUGUGCUAAGCGACAACCCUUUGUCCCACUCAAUGGCUUCCGAAGAGGUGUUGUAAAUUUUUUGCUAUUUCCUACUUUCAAAAGGCUGCCUGAUUUCAUAUCCUUGCCUGCAAAGCUAAUUUUUCAUGGAUCUUUCUUUCAUUGUGUAUGUAAACUUAGGUUAUCAACCUCAUUUUGUGAGUAGAUGAAUCAUGAAAAAGAAAACGCCGUGUAUUGUGUAAAGCUCACCACAUUGUUAUGAUGAUAGAUCCCGUACCAUGUCACUUUCUUGAUUCUUCACUA